CCUAAUCUCAAAGUCCAGCUGGUCAGUGAGCAGUGGAGCCCUUCCUCCGAACGGCUUCCGCAGGGAUUUGCCUCCUGCCUGGGAGACAUGACUCUAGCCUGGAGACAUGUGCUCAGAGCUUUGCACCUGGAGACCUCAUCGUCCAAGACCCCCAAGACGUGCCCUUCUCUGAGCCCAGGUGCUUUCUGGACGUCUGUAACCAAGCUCGGUCUUCAUACAAAACCCAGCAUGCCUCCGUGUGACUUCACACCUGAAAGAUACCAGUCCCUUGCCUACAGCCGAGUCCUGGAGAUCCACAAGCAACAUCUUUCUCCUGUGCCGACAGCAUAUUUCCCAACACCUCUGUUGCUCUCCCAGGGUCACAUGGAGUGGCUCUUUGACUAUGAGGGAAACAGAUACCUGGAUUUCUUUUCUGGGAUCGUCACUGUCAGUGUUGGUCACUGCCACCCGAAGGUGAACGCAGCGGCACAAAAGCAGAUUGGCCGUCUGUGGCACACAAGUACCGUCUUCUUCCAUCCUCCAAUCCACGAAUACGCAGAGAAGCUUUCAGCACUUCUUCCUGAGCCUCUGAAGGUCAUUUUCUUGGUAAACAGUGGCUCAGAAGCCAAUGACCUAGCCAUGCUGAUGGCCAGAGCACAUUCAAAUAACACAGACAUCAUUUCUUUCAGAGGCGCCUACCACGGGUGCAGUCCUUACACACUUGGCUUGACAAACGUGGGGCUCUUCAAGAUGGAACUCCCCAGUGGGAUGGGCUGCCAAUCAACAAUGUGCCCAGAUGUUUUCCGUGGGCCCUGGGGAGGAAGCCACUGCCGAGAUUCUCCAGUGCAAACCACUCGGAAAUGCAGCUGUGCACCAGGCUGCUGCCAAGCUAAAGACCAGUACAUUGAACAAUUCAAAGAUACUCUGAGCACUUCUGUGGCCAAAUCAAUUGCUGGAUUUUUUGCGGAGCCGAUUCAAGGGGUGAAUGGAGUUGUUCAGUACCCCAAGGGAUUUCUAACGGAAGCCUUCGAGCUGGUGCGAGAGCGGGGAGGCGUGUGCAUUGCGGAUGAAGUGCAGACAGGAUUUGGAAGGUUGGGCUCUCACUUCUGGGGCUUCCAAACCCAUGACGUCCUGCCGGAUAUUGUCACCAUGGCCAAAGGGAUCGGGAAUGGCUUUCCCAUGGCAGCAGUUGUGACAACUCCAGAGAUUGCCAAGUCUUUGGCUAGACGCCUGCAUCAUUUCAACACCUUUGGCGGGAACCCCAUGGCCUGUGCCAUUGGAUCAGCAGUGCUUGAGGUGAUUAAAGAAGAAAACCUGCAAGAAAACAGCCAAGAAGUGGGCACCUAUAUGCUACUGAAGUUUGCUAAGCUGCGGGAUGAAUUUGAAAUUGUUGGAGAUGUCCGAGGCAAAGGGCUCAUGGUAGGAAUAGAAAUGGUGAAGGACAAGGCGAGCCGCCAGCCUCUUCCCUGUGAAGAAGUAAAUCAAAUCCACCAGGACUGCAAAUACAUGGGGCUUCUCAUUGGCAGAGGCGGCAUUUUUUCUCAGACAUUCCGCAUUGCACCCUCGAUGUGCAUCACUAAACCAGAAGUUGAUUUUGCAGUGGAAGUAUUCCGUUCUGCCUUAAUCCAACACAUGGAGAGAAGAGCUAAAUAAAUAUAUUUUUAAUUAAAAAAAACAACCCAGAGCCUCAAGAACUUCCCACUCAUGUUUAAGCAUUAGUUUGAGAAAUUCCAGAGCCCCUGGUAUAUGUUAUAAAAGACAUGGUUGACUGCCUACCAGCCAUGUUUGUAAAUGGAGCCCCUAUUAUCUUGAAAAAUCCAUCUUUGAGGAAAAGAUCUCCAUCCCUAGCUCAGAGAAUAAAUCCUAAUUAGCCUAGGUUAGUUAUGGUCAUUUGAUUCCCCUAUGAUAUGUGACAUGAUUCCUGAAGGAAGCCCCUUUGGUGGAGAUGUUUCAGGGGAAGGUUUCUUCAUCUUUCCCUCUCAGUCUCCUAAAGUGAUGUCUUCUUCUUGCACUGAAACAUCCUGCGUCAUGAUAGAACUGCUCCAACCAUGCCAGCCACUUUGCAGCCAUGAAGACAAAGCUUAUUUGCUGAAGCUGGAAGAUGGAAGGAAGCCAAGUCCUUAGUGAUGUCAAUGUGCCACUGACUUAAUCAAUCCUGGAGCUACCAUACCUUGGGGCUUCUUGUUAAAUGAGAUAAUAAAUUCAAUGUAUUGCACAAGC
Molecule: messenger RNA, 2199 nt
Organism: Vicugna pacos (alpaca)
Lineage: Eukaryota; Metazoa; Chordata; Mammalia; Artiodactyla; Camelidae
Gene: AGXT2
Product: alanine--glyoxylate aminotransferase 2
Biological process (GO): glyoxylate catabolic process
Cellular component (GO): mitochondrion
Molecular function (GO): pyridoxal phosphate binding; L-alanine:glyoxylate transaminase activity
Source: RefSeq, a predicted model, not a curated record